Messenger RNA from Elaeis guineensis (African oil palm), 909 nucleotides. The record is from RefSeq and is a predicted model, not a curated record. NCBI's taxonomy places the organism in Eukaryota, Viridiplantae, Streptophyta, Magnoliopsida, Arecales, Arecaceae.
GCUUUGGUUUUGGGAGCCCCACGUUAUCCUUCGCAGGCCGCAGGACGAUCUCUCCCCAAAAUCCCACAAAGGCUGUUUAACCAGACCAGCAGGGGAACAGAAUAAAAGGAAAUGGCCACAGCGACGGGCCUCCUCAACUUCGUCACCGCCACCAAGCCCUUCCUCCUCCAACCCAGCCCACGCCACCAGAAGAACCACCAAGCCCUCCCCCUCCGCCGUCGGGCGGCGUUGGCGGCGGCGUACAAGGUGACGAUCGAGCACGAGGGAACGGCAAGGACGAUCGAGGUGGGGCCGGAGGAGACGAUCCUGGGGCGGGCGCUGGAGGAGGGGCUGUCGGUGCCGCACGACUGCAAGCUGGGGGUGUGCAUGACGUGCCCCGCCCGGCUGCUGGCCGGCGAGGUGGACCAGAGCGAGGGGAUGCUGAGCGACGACGUGGUGGAGCGCGGCUACGCCCUCCUCUGCGCCUCCUACCCCCGCUCCGACUGCCGCAUCCGCACCAUCCCCGAGGACGAACUCCUCUCCCUCCAGCUCGCCACCGCCAACGACUGACCCUACUCUAACCCUUGUAAAGCAUUUUAUACUCCUAAUUGUAAAAGGAGAAGGCUAUCUUAGCUGAAAUGGAGGUACUCAGAAGGAAUAUUACUGGGAAUUAGCAUUUCAAUCUACUUGAAGGAAAAAUAUACUAUUUAUUCUAGUUGCCAUGCACUGUCCAAAACAUGUUAUCAAUGGGUUGGUCGACAACUAUAAAGCACAACUUGUGCCAAUGACAAUUCUCAACUGAUGGAUCAAGGACAGGCUUAUUUUAAGAUAGUCUGAUUAGCGGUCAAGUUCCAUUGAAGUACAAAAAUCUGUGAGAGUUAGCACAAGAUAACAAUUGUUUCAAUCAAUUCGUUACUAUUACAGUUCCAA